Molecule: messenger RNA, 1963 nt
Organism: Quercus robur (English oak)
Lineage: Eukaryota; Viridiplantae; Streptophyta; Magnoliopsida; Fagales; Fagaceae
Product: AT-hook motif nuclear-localized protein 5-like
Exons: 6
Coding region: 684-1718 (344 amino acids)
Molecular function (GO): minor groove of adenine-thymine-rich DNA binding
Source: RefSeq, a predicted model, not a curated record
UCUUAUUUAGUCUUUAGUCAUUAGUCUUUACUAGUACUACUACUACAGUACUACUACUUCAUAGUAGCACAGUUCACACACAAACAAACCCACUUUUAAUUCAAAAGCUCAUAUUUUUCAAUUCAUUUUCUUUUCCUUCCUCCAACUCCCCCCUUCUUGUCUUUUUCUCUUUUUCUUUUUUUCCACCUUCUGCAUUUUCCUGUCAAAACCCUAGAUUUCAUUUCAAAUCUAGGGUUUUGUUUCUCUUGGGUGGUUGAGGCAUGAUCCAGGAACUGCAAGGUUGUUGACCUUCAGUGUCUAUAAAAAAUUUUUGUUGGGUUCUUAGAUUUUCACCAUUUCAAGAAAAACCCUUGUAAAACCCUUAAUUUAGAAUCUCCCUGUGUUUCUAAUUUGAAGAUUUUUAGGGUAGAAGGGGAUCUGUGUCAUUUAUUUUUCAUUCUUUUUUUGGGGGUAAAGAUUCAAAAUUUAUGUUGUGUUUGAUUAGCUUUUCACCAUUCCUAGAAAAACCCUUGCAAAACCCCUUUUUUUUUUGUUUUUUGAAAGCUCCGUUUCUGGUUGAACUUUUGGUGAUGAUUUUAGAAUUUCUAGUCUAGUUAAGGGAUCCAGGUUUAAAGGGUAUAAAGUUAAAAUCUUUAGGCUCCAAAAUAUUUAAGUUUUUGAGUAACAAAUCAAUCAGUAAAUGCAUGGAUGGGAGGGAAGCCAUGGCAUUGUCUAGUGGGUCAGCUUCAUAUUACAUGCAUAGAGGUGGAGUUAGUGGGUCUGGAGCACAGUCUGGGAUGAUACAUGUACCACCUGGGUUCAGACCCUUGCACAAUCAGGGUAUUCCAGCUCAGUCCAAUGUCAGGGUCAGCUCGGUUGGACCAACAUUUUCAGUAGAGCCACCACAUCCCAAUUUCACUCAUGGUAUUAACAUGGGAGUGUCUCCUGGUGUUCCAUCUGGUGAGCCUAUAAAGAAGAAGAGAGGAAGGCCCAGGAAAUAUGGUCCUGAUGGCCCAGUUUCUCUUCAGUUGUCUCCUAUGUCUGCUGCUCCUAAUGCUACACCCGGAUCAAACUCAUCAUCCCAAAAGCGGGCCAGAGGGCGGCCACCUGGGACUGGCAGGAAGCAGAAAUUAGCUGAUCUUGGUGAAUGGAUGAACAAUUCAGCUGGAAUGGCUUUUUCACCACAUGUUAUCACCAUUGGAGUAGGGGAGGACAUUGUUGCAAAAAUACUGUCAUUUUCACAACAGAGACCAAGGGCUCUGUGCAUCUUGUCAGGCACUGGUACAGUUUCUUCAGUAACACUACGGCAACCUGCAUCUACGGGUGUCAGUGUCACAUAUGAGGGCCGUUUCCAGAUAUUAUGCUUGUCUGGUUCCUACUUGGUUGCUGAAGAUGGUGGCCCACGUAAUCGUACCGGUGGCGUAAGUGCUUCCCUUUCAAGUGCUGAUGGUCAUGUUAUUGGUGGUGGUAUUGCAAUGCUUAUUGCAUCUAGCCCAGUUCAGGUGGUAGUGUGCAGUUUUGUAUAUGGCGGUUCUAAAACCAAGCCCAAACAAUUGGCCUUGGCUGGUGCCAUAGGUAACGAGGGUUCUGAGGCUCAGCGUAGUGAUAAGUUAGCUACACCAACUAGUGCACCGUCUUCUCAAAAUUACAAUCCCUCAGGGAUAAACGUUUGGCAUGGUUCACGGCAAGCUGAAUUGAGAAACAACCCCCACACCGGUAUUGACUUGACGCGUGGAUGAAAGUUUGCUGCAACAGACACAUGACAAUUUUGUAUAUAUGUGUUGUUGUAUAUGAACUUGAUGAUUCUGAGAGAAUUGUAACUUUUACAACUCCAGCUUGUUUGCCCAAUGACGGGUGACGGGUUUGUGCUAACAUGUUCUGUAACAAAGCCAUCAUUUCUAGAUUCUCAUGUUCUGUAACAAAGCCAUCCUUUCAAGAUUCUCACAAAACGAUCUUACUGAAAAGUUCAUAAUUUUAAGUGUUA